AUGCGCGGUCACAUCGCCAUUUCACAGAUCGUCAACAUGACGGAGAGCGCGCCAUCGGACGGCAAGCAAGCGACGGCGCCAGCUCAAGGCACAGCGCCCCCUGGCAGCGCGCCACCUCCGAUGCAGCAGCGCACCGGCGACGCCCAUGCGAGCACCGCACCAGCAGGCGGGGGCAGCGGCCAGACGGGUAACUCCGCGUCCGGCGCCACUUCGACGGGUAGCACGAAGACGGGCGCGACCAAGCGCGUCUCCUUCUCUAGCGCCACCGGCAAGACCUCCGACGCGGACAUGCGCGAGGCCGGUGGCAAAGCCUCGGCUCAUGCUGCAACCCAGGAAACUGGUGACGCGAACUCAGAGUCCAAGGCUCCAGACGCGGGCGGUGAGGCUUCGGACGUGAACAUGGAAGGCGCCCCUGAAUUCAAGACGCCACGCGACGCUGGAGGACGUCAGAGGGCCCAUCUUCGCAGGCAUGCUUCGGCAGGAGGAGGGAUCAUGAACGACAUUCGCGCGGGUACAUUCGCCAUGGAAGGCUACGGCGGCGCGUCUACGCUGAUCGGCUUCGAGGAGCUCUCCGAACGAGGAUUUUCAGGGGUUGAAGGAAGUCUGUGGCGCCAACGCUGGGAUCGACGUCCUGUGUCCACGUCGUUCGCCUCAUUCCGCAUUCGACGCGUGUUCAAGAUGACCGGUUACCUGCGUCGAGUCCUCGGGGCCUACCGAAACAUGCGUUCUCUGGCUGACUCUCAGCAGGGUUUCACCGCCACUCAGGAAGUAGUCGACACGCGACGCAAGUACAAGGAACUGAAGCGCGCCUGGAAAUUCACGUGCGACUACUGGUUCCUGGAGGUCCAAGAGGCCCUGGGCAAGGUGGAUGACGCUGAGUCCAAGUACAAAGUCGCGCUGGGCGAGCAGAAGGCGCGGUACCAAGACGAGAUUGAUUAUCUGGAGUCCGAGAAGGCGCAACUUAAGGCGCGCCUUGCUGACUCUGAGGCACAAAAGUUCUCCGAUUUCCUUCAAGAGCACACAGACUUCACGGGUAAUUGGGAGCGCCUCCACGACCUCUUCAAGCUCUGCAUCAAGUACUCGAAGCCUCCCGAAUCCUGGGACACUGUCAUCAACGUCACGACCAUGGACAAGCGCAAGGCUGCGGUGGCCCCGUACCCAGAGAAAAGCACACGUAUGCCUCCGUCUUCGGGGUCUGGAUCGUCCGGUCGUCCUGAAAUUCUGGAUCUCACUGGUCCUGGCAGCAAGCCUCGCAGCGGUUCGAAGACCGGGGGCAAAACUCAGGAUUCCAAGAAAUCUCAGGGUUCCAAGAAAGGUCAAGGCCCCAGAAAAUCACGGGAUUCCAAGGCGCCGGGCGAGUCGCCACGGCAGUCAGCGCACCCUAAGCCUCACAAAGUUCAGCGUCGCCCCAAGGAUCACCAACCAUGCCGCGACUCUGUGCGUCGCGCCAACGAGAAGACUGUGGUGUCCAAGGAGGCCGCACACACGAUGCUCCCUGGGGGUGUCGUCUGGAAGGAAGUUCGGCCAGACGUGCGUCAGGCCAUUCUUGCUGGGCUCAAGUACGACACAGCCAUGGAGUGGAUUGGCAGCGACCGGGCGGCUCACGGGCACUUCAGGCAGCCGCAGCUGAUCAAGAUGCUCGUGAGCAUGAUGUACUGGCGUCGUCUUGACCUGGCUCCCUGGAGCAAGUACGUCCUUGAAGCCUACUACGAAAUGGCAGACGAGCGUCUGGCCAGGUGCCUUCGACGCGGUGAUGUACCACCACCCUGGGGGAACCUCGAUGACCACAUGGUGUACCCUGAUAAGGACGCCGAUUCCACGGUGGACGACAUCGAGAAUGACCCGGACUACCAGCCUCCCGCCCAGGAACCCGAGGAGAGCGCCUCUAGUAAUAGCUCUGAAGAGGAGGAGGUGGUGGUCGCCCCUGAAACUCUGGAGGACAUCGAGGACGCAGAGGACGACGCCGACGCAGAGGACGACAAUGGGGUAGAAGAACCCCUGGAAGUCAAGCCUCCUGCUAAGCGCCCCCGUUCUGAGUCAAGCAAGAAACCUCAGGGUUCCAACUCGAUGUCGAAGAAGAAACGUCGCGCGGGAAACAAGACAGACACUUCUGCCACUCAGGGUUCUAGUGGUACUCAGGGUGAGUUGAUGACGGCCGAAGACCCUGAGGACAACGAGACCUCCUGGCGCAUCUAUGGGGUUCUUGUUCAAUAUCCAAGCGUCACCAAGAGUGCGUCUUGCCAGACUUCCGGGUUCCCAGAGUACGAGAUCCACAAGUAUUCGUACGACGGUCGCUUCCGAGUGUUCUACUUCCAUGAGCGAGAGCUACUCUCCGCGAAAGCGCUCAGGCUGAUGGUGGACGUCGUGGACGCCGUGUACAAGCACGCACAGGCAAUCUGGGAGCGCGGGCACUGGGUGCCUAUUCCGACUGAAGAACAAGCAGACACCACCAUGGAAUCUCAGCGGAAGUCGCGUCAAAACGCGCUACGCAGAGCGUACAAGACGCUCGUCGAGCGCUCGCGCAAUACCCCUGGGUUCAUCCCGUCGUUGUGGCACGAACCGGGUCUCUGGAAGUUCCCGGACAUGUGCUGCUACUGGAUUUGGGGGGAUCCCAGGACCAAGAAACUCGGGGGAGCUAAGUGCAAGGACUUAGACGUCCGGCUGGCGACGUUGGACAUUCGUGAGCGCCACAUCAAGCCCCUGGCCAUCCGCAAGCUCAACCCGCUGUCUCUCAAGCACUCGUGGGAGUCAAGUAUCACAGUGUCACUCUGGGUUUCCCCUGAGUAUCAAUGGGUCAGUGUCACCCCAGAGUGCUAG
Phytophthora sojae is the source of this 2817-nucleotide messenger RNA. RefSeq lists its product as hypothetical. Lineage: Eukaryota; Oomycota; Peronosporomycetes; Peronosporales; Peronosporaceae. The record is from RefSeq and is a predicted model, not a curated record. Bases 1 to 2817 code for a protein of 938 amino acids. The transcript is spliced from 7 exons.